Chionomys nivalis (European snow vole) is the source of this 642-nucleotide messenger RNA. Its product is annotated as cancer/testis antigen 55-like. The annotation marks the transcript as partial. The transcript is spliced from 4 exons. The record is from RefSeq and is a predicted model, not a curated record. NCBI's taxonomy places the organism in Eukaryota, Metazoa, Chordata, Mammalia, Rodentia, Cricetidae.
AUAGAUAACUUCAAGCUGAAAUCUGUCAGAGGAAUUGUGACCCAUCUCUACCCUGACUACGGCUGGAUUAAUGGAACCAUCUUUUUCCAUAUCAGCGUGGUCAGUGACAACAUGCCUGUGAGCAUUGGAAGAAGGGUCAUUGCUCUGGUGGAAGAAGACCAAACAACUCGUAUACUGAAAGCGGUCAAGGUGAAAGUUAUGACUAAUUGCGAUGGUGGUACUAAGCCAUCAGAGCUUGACAGAGAACUUCGUAUCAUGUGUGUCACCUCGGUAACACAGGGCAACAUCUAUAUCAGCAAGGAAACUUCUAUCCCUGCCCAGCUCUUUUCUGGAGAAUUCAAGCCUUACAAAGGAGACUUGCUGCUGAUUGAGUAUUCCUUGAAGCCGGGCAAUUCAAACAUGAACAUCCACACUGUGAGCCCCCUCAACUCCCAGAGGAUCAGCGAGGUCUGUGUGACCAGCAUUAAUGGAAGAACUGGCGUGGUAGAUGACUUCAUCUUUUUCACCUUGGACUCUCUCCAUACUCUUCCUGGUUAUACCCCUGCAUUAUACGAUAUUGUUAAUGUGGUUGUGGUAGAUAGCAUUCAAUCGCACUACACCUGUAGAGUGGUAGCUAUGUUUCCAGUGAAGAUGUUGCAUUAA